Messenger RNA from Pleurotus ostreatus (oyster mushroom), 1611 nucleotides. RefSeq lists its product as uncharacterized. Lineage: Eukaryota; Fungi; Basidiomycota; Agaricomycetes; Agaricales; Pleurotaceae. The transcript has a single exon. The record is from RefSeq and is a predicted model, not a curated record. The coding region runs from base 1 to 1611 and encodes 536 amino acids.
AUGGCCAUCCUGAGUCCCAGUCUCCAGCGCCGCCGCUCGCAGCCUCUCUCAUCGCUUGCUGACACCGACGUCAAGCAGCAGCCCCAGGAGACAACGAAAACCAGAGCUGAUGGAUCUCCUCGGCAGUCCUUCGUUUCCUCUGGCUUGCUGAUCCGCAAGGUGUCCAGUAUAUUCAGCGGGCGAAGCAAACGGUCGAAGGAGAAAAAAGGGAAGCCGGACUCAAAAUUGAAGCACGCACCAAUUGGUCACAUCGCUGUAGGGCGCCCGGGACUUGGGGGCUACGAGUCGACAACGCCGUCCCCUUCGACUGAGUCCUUUGAAUCAGAUAUCAGGCAGCCGAGUGGACUAGGCCGUCUGCGAACCGGCUCGCUGUCGUCAAACGGGGAUACAGAGACAGCCCCAUACGAACGCGUCCGGGCGCUGAGCACACCAACGUUAUUGCGCCCAACAGGUCUCGGUGGUGGAACGGGGACUUUAGGGCGGCGCAUUGCAGGUGUUGGUCGGAGUGUCCCCCGUGUCCCCCAAUCAAUCCUCAACCUCAUCGUGUCGUUUCUACCUCGACAGCAUGUCCCCCGCGUUUCGCUCGUCUCAGGAGCAUUCUGUGAGGCUGCAAGGGCAACAAUGUUAGCCCACCUUGACGGACGGUUCAUCCGCCCGGUUCGCUUCGUAAAGCUGAUGAGCCUGCUGGCUUUGCGCCAUGAUUUGGCGUUGUUGGUCGAGGCCCUCACCAUCCAUGUAUGGCCACCGUCUUUCUACCUUGACGGAGAGACACAAAUCUCAAUGCUAGCCCCCUCAACGCCGUCAUUCGCACAGUCGCUACUCAACAUGCAUCGGCUGAAAACGCUCACACUCCCCUCGUUCGAAUAUACCCUCAUGCGGUAUUUCUCACCGUUGAUGUUGACGAAGGCGACGUUUCUCAAUCAUACAAUGUCUGUGGGAGACCAGCUGCAGCUGCGAACAUGGCUCGAAUGCCAGGAGGAAAUUCGGCACCUUUCCUUUCCUGUACUCAUAGAACGGUCCAGCGAGAAUCCGUGUUCGCCACUAGCUCAGUCAAUGAGCUUACGACCAACACCCGAAAACACUCCUUUACUGACACCAGUCUCUCCGACGCUUUCGUUCCUUUCUUCAAUGCCAUCCACUCCAACCACGCCUCAAUUUUCAGCGCGUCCUCGGACAUCGCCCCAGUCUUCCCCACUAUCUUCCCCACUUCCAUCCCCACGAAUCCCUUUCCCUUCAGGAAAAACUCUAAGUCCGAUUCUCCCCCAUCUGGAGACGCUAAACGCCACACCGAACCUAACUACUUCUCUUCUUAUCCAAUCGUCUACAAAUACCUCCUCGGCUAAACUAUCCUUCCCUCCUCUGGAACGCAUCAAUUUACGCAUCCAUAAGUCCCUGUACUCUGGCCUCCGACCAUCGACUGUCAUGCAGGCCAUCUCGUUCAGGCGCACCCGUAUAUUCAACUUACGCUUCAGCGAAGAUAUUGACGCACGCACGAUGGAGAAGGUAUUGGCAUCUGCGGGUGCGAUAUUGGGACGCGCCUCCGAUGGUUUGGUGACGCUGAGUGUGACUGUCGAAGGAUCGACGCCGAACGACGAGGUCUGUUGCGUCUGA